Molecule: messenger RNA, 1335 nt
Organism: Saccostrea cuccullata (small rock oyster)
Lineage: Eukaryota; Metazoa; Mollusca; Bivalvia; Ostreida; Ostreidae
Exons: 1
Coding region: 1-1335 (444 amino acids)
Biological process (GO): proteasome-mediated ubiquitin-dependent protein catabolic process; negative regulation of translation; protein polyubiquitination
Molecular function (GO): translation repressor activity; ubiquitin protein ligase activity
Source: RefSeq, a predicted model, not a curated record
AUGUGCAGAGACCAACACAAAGACAGAAUUGUUCACAUACGAAGCGAUUUUAUCUUCGACAGUCUUGCAAUUCUUACAGAAAUAAAAUAUGAUUUUGAGAAAAGUUGUCAAUCAAAGUUAUCUGACCUCCAGAAAACCAUGACAAAAAGAACAUUGAGACUAAAAGGUCUGACUGAAUUAGUAGCGUAUGAUAUCAGUGAAUUAAAAAAGCUUAAACGGUCACUUAUAUCUAAGUUAGGAAAGCCAAAAAGAAAAAUUACCAAAACGGAAGUGAUUUUAUACAAGUUCGAACAGUUUUUAGACAAGCCUGUACAAUUCCUUACGUGUUUAAAGAAAACCCCUAUCCCAAGGAAAAAGAGUAUUUCUGGUAUAUUGUCCUUCUCCCUGAAUAGAAAAAUCAACAGGAUGGAAAUAAUUAAAUUACUAGGAGAAAUCCAAAUCAAAGAGACAAAAAAGCGACAAAUUAGAAAUGAACAGCUACUGGAAGUAAUGCAUGCACCUUUGUUACAGAAAUCAUUUAAACUGUUGGGUCUUUGUGAGGUUUGCCACAUUUCCUGUGUGACAACAGAUAUGGUAUGGAUCAGUGAUAUAUUUGGACGUAUUAUCUUGAUAAACACAAAAAAUGGUCCUCUACAUAUUGUGAAAAAUUCAAAAAGUCAUUCUGGAGGGCACUCGGUGACUCUUGAAGGGAAUCUCAUUUACAUAGAUAUAAAUAAUAAUAUCAACAAAUUGUCUGCAGACAACAAAACGCUCAAUACACUAAUAAAGAACAUAGAACAAUGGACUGCAGAGUGUGUGCUCUCUUCUCCCUCCAAUGGGGAUCUACUCGUUGGGAUAAUGAAAUUUGAUAAAAAGAAAUAUAUCUACACAGAUGCCAAAGUAUUGCGGUGUGAUAGUACAGGAAAACAAAUGCAGGUCAUUGAACACAAUAACAAGGGUAAGAAACUGUAUAAACUUCCUAAAUACAUCACGGAGAACCAUAAUGGAGAUAUUAUUGUUUCUGAUAAGUCUCGUGUAGUGGUGACAGAUCGUGGAGGAAGGCAUCGCUUUUCUUAUGGAGGACUGUCACCACUAGGAAUCUGUGUUGACGCACUAUCACAUAUUCUGGUAUCUGAUGCUACAACUGGAACAGUACGAAUGAUUGACAAAGAUGGUCACUACAUAUUAAUGUUCACUAAACAUAAAGAGAUACAUGUAUCAGGGGGUCUUGACUAUGACGAUAAAAAUCACCUCCUUUUAGUUGGAAUAAAUGAUAAAAGAGAUGAUAACAGCGGAGUCAAUGUUUACAGAUACAUACAUAGAAAGGAUCAAUUCGACGACGAUCUUCAUGGCUAG